This is a messenger RNA of Crotalus tigris (Tiger rattlesnake), 2492 nucleotides long. RefSeq names its product coenzyme Q6, monooxygenase (gene COQ6). Gene Ontology annotation, cellular component: mitochondrion. The record is from RefSeq and is a predicted model, not a curated record. Gene Ontology annotation, biological process: ubiquinone biosynthetic process. Bases 38 to 1474 code for a protein of 478 amino acids. The transcript has 13 exons. Gene Ontology annotation, molecular function: FAD binding; 2-octaprenyl-6-methoxyphenol hydroxylase activity; oxidoreductase activity, acting on paired donors, with incorporation or reduction of molecular oxygen, NAD(P)H as one donor, and incorporation of one atom of oxygen. NCBI's taxonomy places the organism in Eukaryota, Metazoa, Chordata, Lepidosauria, Squamata, Viperidae.
UGGUAGUUAGAGAGACGAAUUCGUCAUUUCCGAAGCGAUGGCUGCCGUAGUGGGAUUAUGGUUGGAUCGGGGCGCUGGACUGUAUCGUAGGAAGAGUCUUCUUUUCCUUGCCGGGCCUGUCGGGUAUCUGUCGCGGCAGGGUUCAGUGAGAAGUAAUGGCUCCAACGCAGUAUACGAUGUGGUGGUGUCGGGCGGCGGCAUGGUGGGAGCCGCCAUGGCUGCUGCUCUUGGGCAUGAUGUUCAUCUCUCUGAUAAGAAAAUUCUACUACUAGAAGCUCGUCCCAAAAAAAAAAUUAGGAAUAUAUCAACAGAUUACAGUAACAGAGUCAGUGCUAUCACGCCUGGAUCUGCCACAUUUCUAAGUAGCUUUGGUGCAUGGGAACAUAUCUGCAAUAUGAGAAUCAAACCUUUUAGAAGGAUGCAGGUGUGGGAUGCUUGCUCUGAGGCCAUGAUCAUGUUUGAAAAUGAUAACCUGGAAGACAUGGGUUAUAUAGUAGAGAAUGAUGUUAUCAUGUCAGCUCUACACAAACAGCUGGAUACAGUUUCAGACCGAGUGAAAGUUCUCUACAGGAGCAGAGCAGUUGGAUAUACCUGGCCCUUUGUUCAUCAAUCUUCUGACUCAAGUCCUUGGGUCCAAAUUGAUUUAGCAGAUGGACGCAGAUUUCAAACCAAAUUGCUGAUUGGAGCGGAUGGCCAAAAUUCUUUGAUCCGGAAAGCAGCUGGUAUUCAGAAUAUUCACUAUCAGUAUGAUCAGUCAGCAGUAGUUGCUACUCUUCACUUGUCUGAGGCAACAGAUAACAAUGUGGCAUGGCAGAGAUUUCUUCCAUCAGGACCAAUUGCUCUUCUCCCGCUCUCUGAUACAACCAGCUCUUUGGUUUGGUCCACAUCACAUGAACAUGCAGUUCAACUUCAGAGUAUGGAUGAGGAAAAUUUUGUGGACUCGGUCAACUCUGCUUUUUGGAGCAACGCAAAUCACUCGGACUUCAUUGAUACUGCUGCAUCCAUGUUUCGAUCUGCUGUUUCUCUCUUGAUGCCAUCGGGAACUGCAGCCCGACAGCUGCCCCCAAGUGUUGCAAAAGUCGAUCCUAAGAGCCGAGCUGUAUUCCCUCUUGGAUUGGGACAUGCAACAGAAUAUGUCCAAGAUCGUGUGGCCCUUAUUGGUGAUGCAGCUCACAGAGUACAUCCUUUAGCUGGCCAAGGUGUAAAUAUGGGUUUUGGUGAUAUUUCAUGCUUGACAAAUUAUCUAAGUGCUGCAGCAUUCAAAGGAAAAGACCUAGGUUCUUUAAAUCAUCUACUACAAUAUGAAAAAGAUAGACAGAGGCACAAUCUUUCUCUUGUGGCGGCAACUGAUUUGUUAAGCAAGCUUUACUCUACAAAUAUGGCUCCUUUUGUGCUGCUGAGGACGUGGGGAUUGCAAAUAACCAAUGCUGUACCUCCGGUUAAAGAGCAGAUCAUGGCAUUUGCCAGUAAGUGACAACCUUGUGAAUCCAGAGGAAAAUACAUCAAUUAAGCAACUGAUCCAACUCUUUAUAAAGAGACUGCACAAACCAAUCAAAAUUAAUUGAAAUCAGGAAAUAAACAAAAGUGAAGGAAACUGUGAAAAGAGACUAUGAAAUAUACAUCCACAGAUUUUAACUGGAUGAAAGGACAAAAUCUUUUGAACUAAGGUGCCCCAAGUGGGCUAACUUGCAGAAUGUGUCCAAAAUCCGGGACACACGACUCCAUGGAAUUGAAAUUUGGCAAAUUUUAUAAAGCAUUUUAUGACAUAAAUAUCAUAAAACAGUUUAUGACAUAAUACAAAAUGUCAUAAAAUAUGUACAACUCUGCUAUACAAUUCAACAUGCGGUAUUUUCAAGGCAGCCACAUCUUUGAAUGUAUCCAAUUUUUCCAAUGAACGCACUACAUAAGAAGCUUUGUCAUUUUGAUGGCAUUGAGGAAUCUGGUAAGGAAAUACUUCUGAAAGGAUGAGCCAGGGGGUCACAGGUUAUCUAGUUCUUGUAAAUUCCUAAAACAUUUAUAAUCUAUUGAUUUAUAGUUUAAGAGUUGCUUAUAGACUUGUUGAAGUCAAGUCAACAACUUGUGGAGAGUAAACAAGGUGAUUAAUAUCAAAAUUAGUCAAUUAAUUGCUUAUAAUACAUUGACAAGUGCCUGGUUGUUGUAGCAUAUUUUUAUGAUUCAUUUAUUCAAUUUACAUAACUGUCUACCUCACAUUUGUCACUGGAUGGCUAACAUAAUUAAAUAUAUACCACAAAAAUAAUAAACACACCAAAUACAAAAACAACACAAAAAUAUCAUUAAAACCAAUUAAAAACCACAAAACAUAAUCAGUAGGAAAUUACAAGUGAUUUGUCAACCAAUAAAACCAUCUAGCAGAUUCUACACCACAAGUACAUAUGUUCAGGAGAACUUCCAACAGUCUUACCUGGGCUUCUCUGUAUAAAGGUGUAAACAUGAAUUCGUGUCCCUGUGCUUCCUGCAUCAAACAUGAUGCC